AUGGAGCAGGCGCGCCCGGGGCCGCACGGCGCGGAAGAGGAGACCUGGGAGGAGAACCUGGCCCUCAGGAGGCAGCUGGCAGACGUCCAUCAUCAGCUGCGGAAUCUGAAGGAGAACUACGCGGAGGAGCUCUCUUUCUGGAGGAGGCGGGCACUGGAGCUGCAGCUGGAACUCACGUCAACGGCGGUUUCCCCGGUUGAAAGACGUGCACAAGGCGCGAAGUCCAACGGAGACGCGCAGCUGACGCCCGCUGAGGACUCGCAACGGCGGGAGGGCCAAAGGCAGGUCGCCAAGCAGCUGGAGGAGAUCGAGAGCAAGACCGCCUUGACCAAGGCCAGCAAGGAGGAGGCGGAAGCGAGACUGGCGCAGAGCGAGCUGCUCUCGGAGCAACUCAAGGACCAAGCCUCCCAGCAGGCCGUGGAGCUCCUCACGCGGGAAGGCUCUGGGCCGGCGGAGACCUUCGC
Messenger RNA from Symbiodinium necroappetens, 464 nucleotides. The record is from the annotation of a GenBank genome assembly. Lineage: Eukaryota; Dinophyceae; Suessiales; Symbiodiniaceae.